CUCAGCAACAGCAGCAGCGGCAGCAACGUCAAGCUUUCAGGUUAUCAUGGCGAUAAGAGACACAUCUUCCCCCUGAGCCCCCGAGAGGCAGCGACAAAGGAUUUCCUCCUCCCUCCGCUACAUGAAAACACACACAUGCAGCGCGGAGACCUGCCGGAGUUUUAGCCCAGAUUGGAGAGAGGACAUAGCGUGUGACCGUCAUGGCAGCGUCGGAGCUGUACACAAAGUGUGCUCGGGUGUGGAUCCCCGAUACAGAGGAGGUGUGGAAGUCAGCUGAGCUGACCAAAGACUACAAAAAUGGCGACGUCUCUCUGCAGCUUAUGCUGGAGGAUGGACAGAACAUUGAACACAAAUUGGACCCCAAGACAAAGAACCUGCCCUACCUGCGAAACCCCGACAUCCUGGUGGGCGAGAAUGACCUCACAGCACUCAGCUACCUCCACGAGCCGGCCGUGCUGCACAACCUCAAAGUCCGCUUCAUCGACUCCAAGCUCAUCUACACUUACUGCGGAAUCGUUCUGGUGGCCAUCAACCCUUAUGAGACGCUGCCGAUCUACGGCACAGACAUCAUUAAUGCCUACAGCGGACAGAACAUGGGAGACAUGGACCCACAUAUCUUUGCUGUGGCAGAGGAGGCUUACAAACAGAUGGCCAGGGAUGAGAGGAACCAGUCAAUCAUCGUGAGCGGAGAAUCCGGAGCAGGAAAGACGGUGUCAGCCAAAUACGCCAUGAGAUACUUUGCUACGGUCAGUGGCUCCACCAGCGAGGCCAACGUGGAGCAGAAAGUCUUGGCUUCCAAUCCCAUCAUGGAGGCCAUUGGAAAUGCAAAGACCACCCGAAAUGACAACAGCAGUCGCUUUGGGAAAUACAUUGAAAUCGGCUUUGACACACGCUACCGCAUCAUUGGCGCCAACAUGAGAACAUAUCUGCUGGAGAAAUCACGAGUUGUGUUUCAGGCCGAUGAGGAAAGGAAUUAUCAUAUCUUCUAUCAGCUCUGUGCAUCAUCCCAUCUGCCUGAAUUCAAGAAUCUAAAGCUGAGCAGUGCAAAUGACUUCUUGUACACCAGGCAGGGCCGCAGCCCCGUUAUCGACGGUGUGGAUGACACCAAGGAGCUGUCCACCACUCGCAAUGCCUUCACAUUGCUCGGUAUUAAUGAGUCCUAUCAGAUGGGGCUGUUCCAGGUUUUGGCAGCUAUUCUUCAUCUGGGAAACGUGGAGAUAAAGGACAGAGACUCAGACAGCAGCGCCAUUCCUCCCAACAACCGCCAUCUGACAGCUUUCUGCGAGCUGGUAGGUGUGACCUACCAGGACAUGGCUCAGUGGCUAUGCCACAGGAAGCUAAAGACGGCCACAGAGACGUACAUCAAGACCCUGCCCCGCCUGCAGGCCACCAACGCCCGUGACGCGCUGUCCAAACAUAUUUAUGCCAAACUCUUCAACUGGAUUGUGGAGCAUGUUAACAAAGCUCUUAUUACCAAUGUCAAACAGCACUCCUUUAUCGGAGUCCUCGACAUCUACGGUUUUGAGACAUUUGAGAUCAACAGCUUUGAGCAGUUCUGUAUCAACUAUGCCAACGAGAAACUCCAGCAACAGUUCAACAUGCAUGUGUUCAAGCUGGAGCAGGAGGAGUACAUGAAGGAGCAGAUUCCUUGGACUCUGAUUGACUUUUAUGACAAUCAGCCAUGCAUCAACCUCAUAGAAGCCAAAAUGGGCAUCCUGGACCUGCUGGACGAGGAGUGCAAGAUGCCCAAGGGUUCGGAUGAUUCGUGGGCUCAGAAACUCUACAAUACCCACCUUAAGACCUGCUCCCUCUUUGAGAAGCCACGCAUGUCCAACCGGGCUUUCAUCAUCCAACAUUUUGCUGACAAGGUGGAGUACCAGUGUGAAGGUUUCCUGGAGAAAAACAAGGACACAGUGAACGAAGAACAGAUCAAUGUGCUGAAGGCCAGCAAGAAGUUUGACCUGCUGGUGGAGCUGUUCCAGGAUGAGGAGAAAGCCACUAGUCCCACUGGUCAGCCUCCUGGCACCGGAGGCCGGACACGCCUCAGCAUCAAACCUGACAAGGGCCGGGACAAGACCAGCAAGGAGCACAAGAAGACUGUCGGCUGCCAGUUUCGUAACUCUCUGCAAAUGCUGAUGGAGACAUUGAACGCAACCACUCCACACUAUGUUCGCUGCAUAAAACCCAACGACUUCAAGUUGGCCUUCUCGUUUGAUCCUAAACGCGCAGUGCAGCAGCUCAGAGCCUGUGGUGUCCUGGAAACCAUCCGCAUCUCUGCUGCAGGCUUCCCAUCCAGGUGGACGUACCAGGAGUUCUUCAGCCGUUACAGAGUGCUGAUGAAGCAGAAGGACGUGUUACCUGACAAGAAGUUGACUUGCAGAAAUGUUCUGGAGACACUGGUGCAGGACCAGGAUAAAUACCAGUUUGGUAAAACCAAGAUCUUCUUCAGGGCGGGCCAGGUUGCCUACCUGGAGAAGUUGAGAGCGGAGAAGUUGCGUGCUGCCUGCAUUCGCAUCCAGAAAACAAUCCGCUGCUGGCUGGCACGCAAGAAGUACCUGCGCAAGCGCAGUGCUGCCAUCACCAUCCAGAGGUUCACCAGAGGAUACCAGGCUCGCUGCCUGGCCAAGUUCAUGCGUCGCACGCAGGCGGCCACAAUCAUCCAGAAGUACCAGAGGAUGUACGUGGAGAGGGAACGCUACAGGCAGAAGCAGGCUGCUGCUCUGGUCAUGCAGACGAUCCUCAGAGCUUACAUGGCCCGGCAGAAGUACCAGGCGUUACUGCGGGAGCACAAAGUGGUCAUCAUUCAGAAGCGCGUUCGAGGCUGGUUGGCUCGGUGCUGGUACAAGCGCUGCCUCGUCUCCAUCGUUUACCUGCAGUGCUGCAUCCGCAGGAUGAGGGCCAGACGCGAGCUGAAGAAGCUGAAGAUCGAGGCUCGCUCAGUGGAGCACUUCAAGAAGCUCAACAAAGGCAUGGAGAACAAGAUCAUGCAGCUGCAGAGGAAAAUCGACGAGCAGAGCAAGGACAACCGGUCAAUGAACGAGAAGCUCAUCGGUCUGGAGACUUCCUACACAACAGAGAGCGAGCGGAUGCGUGGCGAGCUGAAUCGGUUGCGUGGGGUGGAGGAGGAUGCCAAGAAAAAAGGCAACCAGGUUUCGUCGCUGCUGGAGGAGCUGGAGAAGCUGAGGAAGGAGCUGAGUUGCACACAAAAGGAGAAGAAGACUAUCGAGGACUGGGCGCAAACAUACAGGGACGAAAUGGAGAAAAUGGUCUCGGAGCUGACCCAACAGAAUGGCUCACUGAAGAAAGAGAAGGACGACUUGAACAGGUUGAUUCAGGAACAGAGUCAGCAGAUGACAGAGAAAAUGGCCCGUGCAAUAGCGCAGGAGACUCAGCAGCUGGAGACGGAUCUGAACGAGGAGCGCUCUCGCUACCAGAAUCUCCUCACAGAACACCUUCGCCUCGAGGAGAAAUACGACGACCUGAAGGAGGAUAUGGUUUCCUUGAACGUGUCCAAGCCUGGCCACAGGAGAACCGAUUCCACCCACAGCAGCAACGAAUCCGAGUACACUUGCAACUCAGAGUACGCCGAAUUGGAAGAAGGUUCCCGUGCCGGCGAAGAUGUGACACGAGGAAUAGACACCUCGCUGACCCUCAAGCUGCAGAAACGUCUCACAGAACUGGAGCAAGAAAAGCAGUCUCUGCGCAACGAACUGGAAAACAAAGAGGACCAGUUCCAGCGGGCUAGAGCCAGGGAUGAUGCAGAGUUUAAAAAGGCUCGUGGGGCAGAGCUGGAGUACGAGUCCCUGAAGCGUCAGGAGCUGGAGUCGGAGAACAAGAAGCUGAAACAUGACCUGGCGGAGAUAAGGCAAAGCCUACUGGGUAACGCUGCUACAAACGCCGGUGCCCCAGGAUCCCCAGCAUACAAGGUGCUCUUGGAGCAACUCAGCGCCUCCUGUGAGGAGCUGGAGGUCCGCAAGGAGGAGGUGCUAAUCCUGCGCUCCCAGCUGGUCAGCCAGAAGGAAGCCAUGCACCACAAGGAUGAGAAGGAGACCAUGACUGAGCCUUCUGUCUAUGUCGAGGACGUGUCCAAACUGAAAGACGCUGAUGAAAUCAAGCAAGCUUACAUAGGCCUCAAAGACACCAACAGGUUACUGGAGCACCAGCUGCAGACUCAGCGGAGAAGUUACGAUAACGAGGUGGAGUCGUUGCGAGGCGAGCUGCAGAAUGUCAAGGAGGAGAACAACCGUCAGCAGCAGCUCUUGGCCCAAAACCUCCAGCUGCCUCCAGAGGCCCGCAUCGAAGCCAGCCUGCAGCACGAGAUCACCCGACUCACCAACGAGAACCUGGAACUCCUGGCUGAAGACCCCACAGCAUCCCGAGAGGCUCGAGUCAUCAUUUUACGACGGAUGGUUGAUCUAAUGGAGCAACUGGAGAAGCAGGACCGAACCAUCCGCAAGCUCAAGAAACAGCUGAAGGUUUACUCCAAGAGGAUCGGAGAGAUGGGAGCGGGUCAAACCGAGGGACAGACGUCUCCAGGACAGAUGGUGGACGAGCCGAUUCACCCCGUCAACAUUCCACGCAGGGAGAAAGAUUUCCAGGGCAUGCUGGAGUACAAGAAGGAGGAUGAGCUCAAACUGGUCAAGAACCUUAUCCUUGAGCUGAAGCCUCGUGGUGUAGCUGUUAAUCUGAUCCCAGGUCUUCCAGCUUACAUCUUGUUCAUGUGUCUGCGACAUGCAGACUAUGUCAAUGAUGACCAGAAGGUCCGCACGCUGCUCACUUCAACCAUCAACAGUAUCAAAAAGAUUUUAAAGAAACGAGGAGACGACUUUGAGACGGUCUCCUUCUGGCUGGCGAACACCUGCCGCUUCUUACACUGUCUGAAACAAUACAGCGGAGACGAGGCCUUCAUGAAGCACAACACGACGAGGCAGAAUGAACACUCACUGUCCAACUUCGACCUGGCAGAGUACAGACAGGUGAUCAGUGACCUGGCCAUCCAGAUCUACCAGCAGCUCAUCAAAUGCAUGGAGAACAUCCUCCAGCCCAUGAUAGUCUCUGGCAUGCUUGAACACGAGACCAUCCAAGGCGUGUCAGGGGUGAAGCCCACAGGCCUCCGUAAGCGGACGUCUAGUAUCGCUGAUGAGGGCACCUACACCCUGGACUCCAUCCUGCGACAGCUCAACGCCUUCCACUCCACCAUGUGUCAGCACGGCACCGACCCCGAGCUCAUCAAGCAGGUGGUGAAGCAGCAGUUCUACAUCAUCGGAGCAGUCACCCUCAACAACCUGCUGCUGCGCAAGGACAUGUGCUCCUGGAGCAAAGGCAUGCAGAUCAGGUACAAUGUCAGCCAGUUGGAGGAGUGGCUCAGAGACAAAGGUCUGAUGACAUGUGGAGCCAAGGAGACUCUGGAGCCUCUGAUCCAGGCUGCUCAGCUGCUGCAAGUGAAGAAAAAGACUGACGAGGACGCUGAGGCCAUCUGCUCCAUGUGCCUGGCCCUCACCACUGCUCAGAUUGUGAAAGUCCUGAACCUCUACACUCCAGUAAAUGAGUUUGAGGAGAGAGUGUCAGUUGCAUUCAUACGAACCAUACAGACUCGCUUGCGAGACCGCUGUGAGAGUCCACAGUUGUUGAUGGACACGAAGAUGAUUUACCCGGUCACUUUCCCGUUCAACCCUUCCUCGCUUGCCCUGGAAACCAUCCAGAUCCCUAGUUCGCUCAACCUUUCAUUCCUCACUCGCGUCUAAACCGAGGCCCCAUGAGACGACUCUAAACCCUGCGGCGUUUUCGAUAUAUUGGCCACAAUUGAAAUUGCAAGUCACAUGACACUCACAGGCCCAAAAAGACUUUUACACAGUCAUCACAAGAGAAAUUUUUAAAAUCAGUGUUACAAACACUCCAAAAUUAGGCUUUGUAUGAACACAAUUUGAGCAAUUAUCUCACAAAAAGUUUACUGAAAAGUCUCAAAGAGCUUCUGAUUCAAAACACAGCUUACAGUCCUCCUAAAAUAUAUGUCUUGAACCUGGACACACGCAGAAUUAAACACAUAAACCCCACCACAUGAUGAACUAUCAACAUGCAUCUGUACAAUACUUACAUCCUCUGAACACAAACAUGCACGCCCACACUCAAGUGCACCUUCUCUCUUACAAAACGCACAAAUACACACAACAGCUAAACAGUUGCCGCCGCUGGUUUGAAUCUGGCUGUUAAGCGCCCUCGUCCAUCCACUGCUUGUAUAAACGCCUGCCUGUUAGAGAAGCCACAGGACCAGAUCAAUGCCUCCAGUGCUCGCUCUCCAUCGACACCUGGGUCUGUCUUAGUGGUCUUGACUCUGGUUACCCCUCCUCUGUGUUUCAACUAGCUGUUAAGAUAGUUCUUCUCGUCAUCGUCUCGUUCUCUGGUGAGAAUGUAUGUACCAAUGCACAGGAGCGAGCCCAUAAAGGAGAUGUCAAGACCUCACAAACAGGAAUAACUCGAUAAGUGUAGUUUGAUGUGUUGGGUCUCUGUGUAAUGGGCAAAGUGAGUUCUGAGUCCGAAGCCAGCUGAGUGAUGUUGCACUAAAGUUAGCUCUCUCCACCUGGACCAGGCGUCGUUCUGUAUCCUGUCAUUUUACUCUCUGGACACAGUCAAGCUCAGACAGAACUCAUCGUCUGUACUAUAUUAUUUAUACAUAUAUAAAUAUGAAUAAUAUAUAUCAUGUAUUUUAUUUAUUGCAUUUAUGUCCGUCCCCACCCUCCCUUUUUUAGAGUAGAAGCUUUCUGCAGAAAAAUGUGUCCGAUAUACGAAAGAUGGGACCACCAAGAGUAACAGCUUUGUAAGGACAGUUUUAGGCUAUUUAUGUCAAUAUCAGGUAAAUGAUGUAGUAUAGCUGAAGGAGUGCCGGCACAGGCGAUUAAUUGUUAGGUCACAUCUUUACUUAGAGAUGUCACUUUAUCCUGUUUAUCCUGCAUUUCAGGCAGAUGAAGUGUAGCAUGGGUUUAACUGAGGACAGAUUUAGAAGGUACAAGGUUUAAGCUCUGACCUGCUACAGUCGACACUGUUUACAGCUGUGACCAGAGCGGAGCGUCACAACAGACACUGGCACACACAUAACGCGACACUUACUGCUGUAUCGUCGGGAGUUUUGCAAUCUUGGUUGUUUCCUCUCUCUUCUCUGGUCACAGCUCUAGUCAGAGCUUUGAAACUGUUUUACUAUUAUCAACGUGGAACUAUUUAUUUCAGUAUUGUUAUUUUCUUAAGUAUCAAAGGUAUGUAUAUCGUGAAGCCAUGUACGAAUGAGCAACGUGGGCAGAAAAGGUUUCUCUGAGGUUGGUUUUAGGAGAUUUUGUCUCAAUUCUGUCCAGCUUUGAAACAAUGCUUUGUGCUUUAUUCCCACACUAAAGGGCAGUGUCCACCAAAGUGUUUUGUUUUUUUUCUGAGGCCAAUGUAUAUUUUUAAUUAUUUGCAAUGGGAGCACUACAUAUUUAUGUUACUUUACAAAGACCAGCAGUGUGAUGAGGCGCUGAGAUUCUGCACUGAUCACUGCAUGUUUGGCUUUUUUUUAUGCAGAGAGUUGAAAAAUGUUAAUCUUUGGGUUAAAAGCCUUUUACCCAGCGAUCCCAGUGUUUACUACAGAAUGAAAGUGAAAAUGUGUUUGUAUGUGUGGGGUGGUUCCCCUUUUGAAUGCAUGUGUGUCCCUUUCUAUCACUCUGUGUCCCCCUCUGUAAAUUCGGAGGUUUUUGUGGGUCCGUGACACAAGCUCCGCAUGAGUACUUUUUUCCUCAGCAGCAGUGUGUGACUCUCAAGGUGGAUAUUUGAUCUGUCCGUCCCAUCCAUCGACCUGAUCCAUUCAGAUCUCAUCAGAUCAGGUCGAUGGAUGGGAGGAGCAGCUGUUGUGGGUGAAUCCAAACUUUAUAGACAAAUAUAUAUAUAUAUAUAUAUAUAUAUAUAUAUAUAUAUAUAUAUAUAUAUAUAUAUAUAUAUAUAUAUAUAUAUAUACACAGUUGAGUAGGGUCAAAUAUCAUGAAGACCAACAAUCACAUCUUACAUGUUAAAGUGCAGAACAACAACAACAACAAUGGAGGAAAGAGACAUUAAUAUACUGCACGCAUAUUAAUAUAUGUUUCCUCUCAUGAACCCACACAGAACCGCAGGUUUGUCCUCCCGCUGCAUGCUUCAGCCUUACCUUUAUCCUUUUAGCAAAUUUACCUUCCGUCAACUUAUUUACUUCCGCAGUUAUGCCAGAUGCAACCAAAGUGUCUCAAAUGAAAAUACGCUGCAACUCCAAAGCACUCUCAAGCGCUCCUGGCUGAGUGUUUCCCAGUUCUCAGCUAAGAAAAAGAUGCUUUGGUGGACACAGGGCCUAACAGCAGCUUUGGGGAGCGAUUUCUCUCCUAUACGUCCACCCUAUGCCUUUCAGUUUAGUGGCCAAGAACGGACAGCACGGGCGUUUAUUAUCAAAAACAACAGAAUAUGUGGAACUACUUUUUUUACGUCUCACUUGCACUGCAGGUUAAGUUUAGAGUUACUGACAUAAAAUAUUUUUUUUGUUGUUGUUUUUUGGUGCCCUAAUUUGUUUUGGUUCAGAUUUCCAGAUAUAUUUGGCACUUCCUUUUAAAGGCUGAGGGUGAUUUUGCACCCAUUGCUCAGUCAGUAUGGCAACAGUGUGGUAUGAUAACUGCACAGCAUGAGCUGCUGCUGCUGCCCUCAUCUAACUUGCAUGGGCUUGGCUUUACCAGCAUUACCAGUUACCAGAAAUGAACCAGCAUGCUGUUUUUGUCUGUUUGUUUGAGAGGCCUUGGUGAAGCUGAGAGUCAAUGGAUGACUGUUGUUUCAAAAUGUCUGCAUUCACAUUGUCCUCGCUGCCUCGUGUUUAGCACUUUUGUCCAUUUACUUCCUGUUGUGCCAUUAGUAUUACCAGUUAACCAAAUUUGCCUCUUGCCCUCAUGUGAACCUCAUUUUUUGCCGAAUGACCUUACCCUCUCACAAAGAUAUUUCACUUUCAUGGUAAAGGUGCUUUCGUUAAUAGGAGAUUUUGAAUGGUCACCAGAGCUGGAUUUUUUUUUCUUUUUUUGUGUUUUGCUUAGUUUGAAACCAACCAACCAAGGAAGCAUAAAUCCAAAUGAUUUUGCAGAAGAGAUGAGUGAGAUAUCAGUAAACAUGAUGUCAGAGGCUGUGGUGAAGGUGCAGUAUAUGCUGAGAAAUAAAACUAUGUUUUAUCUAAUUAAAUGCCAUAAGAAGCAGACCGCUUUUGCUCCGACAGGAACAAGCUACAGACAGAAGCAAAUUGUAAGUGGAGUAAAGAGAACAUUAGUAUGUGAAGUUGUUUUGUGUUGCACUUGUGUUUGAGAAUAAUUUGAUAUCCAUAAGCUCUCAUUGGGACCACGUGUUAUUAAUCUGCUUUUUGUUCUUUCGUUUGGAUUAAUAGGUAGGUUAUGGUUUGUGUAAAGAGUACAUAUCUGUGGCAAGAAACACGGUAAAUGAAGGAAUAUAAUUAACCAUAUGAAUGUUUCAAAUUGUUAAUUAAGUGUAUCAUUAUUUAGCUGCACAUUGUCAGACAAAGCCUUAUCUGAAUUAUCUGAUAUCUGAAUGACUGAAACACAUGAUCGACUUUGUGGCAUUGUUUUGCUCUUUCAGUGUAGUUUUUUUUUCCACUGUAAAAUGAAUAUAAAUUGUUUAAUGUGAUCAUUUUUAUUUUGAUAAGGUGUCCUUUUGUCCUACAGUUGGUGUCACAGAUGGGUUUCAUUGUUUAGCCUUCAGUCCAAAUGCACUUUUUAGACAUUUCUAAGGAAGUCAUUAAAACGAUGGAUAAGAACUGUAAAAAAAAAAAAAAAAACAAAAAAAGAAGAAGAAGAAGAAAAAAACACCUUUCCUGUUUAACUCCUUUUUACACCUUUUUAUGGAGCUGUAGCCCAUUAAGCUUCCUCCACCACUUUCCCUGUGUGAGUAGAGCGCUUCACUUUCUUAAUCAGUGAUUUUUCUGGCUUUUUUUAUUACAACUAUCAGUUAAGGCCAUUCACAGGUAAUGGAUUGCAUUCAGCACGAGCCUUCUCACCCUUGGUCGGUCUCUCUUUGUGGACUGAUGGAUUGAGAGUGGGAAUGCUGGUCUCAUUAAAAAAACACAUACGCUCUUUCACUGGUUCGUAUAGUUGAGCAGAGCUGCAGGGUCUUGUUCCCCUGGGCUUCUCUUGGGCUCUCAAACAGGAGAAAGUGUCAUUCCUUCACUCUGCGAUUUUACAUUAAGGAGAGAGUUGGUUGUAUGAUACGACGUUGACAUUAUAAAUGACCAUUGUUCUUAUCAGCACUAGCGUUGAUUGUGCCAUUUUAAAACGUUCAAAACAGGAGAUAUAUCAUCACCCUCAGCUGUUGUGGUACUGGUGUGAACAUGCUGAAGCCAGUACCAAAUGUUUCCCCUCUGACCCACGUGUACAUUUGACAAACUGGACUGUUUGUAGUUUCUGGUAGCUGUGCUUAGUGAAUGUGUUCACCGUUAAGAAACUAAGAAACUUGGAAUAAACUGUCAAAUCUGUAAAAGUAAAAUAAAAGAAUUCA
Molecule: messenger RNA, 10530 nt
Organism: Plectropomus leopardus (leopard coralgrouper)
Lineage: Eukaryota; Metazoa; Chordata; Actinopteri; Perciformes; Serranidae
Source: RefSeq, a predicted model, not a curated record